Molecule: messenger RNA, 669 nt
Organism: Penicillium pulvis
Lineage: Eukaryota; Fungi; Ascomycota; Eurotiomycetes; Eurotiales; Aspergillaceae
Exons: 4
Coding region: 1-669 (222 amino acids)
Source: RefSeq, a predicted model, not a curated record
AUGCCUUCUGUACGCCAAAACAUUCUCCUCCUCGCGGCCACAGCGGUUGGAUCCGUGAAUGCCGCCUUUGGUCCUGCAUUCAGCACUGGCCCUACUUCUGCGAACUCUUACAUCUCCGAGGCAAUCUCCACACUCGUCCUGCCUCGCGCUCCUAGCAAUAACAAUGGCGAUCUCGCCCUGUGGGUUGGAAUGGGUACAUCAGCUGGCGACCUGAUCCAAUCUAUUGCCGAUAACUACCAGUCCAAUAGCUGGAAUGUGUUUGCCUAUACAUUGAAAGAGACAAGCUCGGACUCACAAGAGGUUAUUCAGGGACCCGCCGAGGUUGCUACACCAGGAAAUCGAGUGACUAUGCACUACAAGUUCGACGAGUCCACGGGUAACUACACUCAGACAGUCCUUGUAAACAACAAGAGCGUUUCAACACUAUCAACCAGCGACGGCUGGGCCGAGGGCUGGGGUAGUGCGGUGGAAUGCGCGACAACAGACUGUGGCACUGUUGAUGCUCAUUACUGGAUCAACACCAAGAUUACCCUCUCCGCUGCUGAUCCCGGUUACAUUGAUACCUUGGCUCUGGGUGAAGGUGUCAGCGGUAACAUGACCACCGCCGACGGUGGCAAGACAUGGAUCGUUCCCCGAAUCAACAUUCCCGAGUACAGCUUCUCGUCAUAG